AUGGGCGGCUGUAUUCCUUGCUUUGGAUCAUCAAAGAAAGCAGUAAGUAGUGGUAACAGUGUUAAAGGGGUGAAAGAAUUCGCCAAAAAGGAGUCUUUUAAAGAUAAAUCAGCUGUUGUUACUUCUAAUAGCCAUGUGAAUGGAGUGAAUUCAGAUAAAUCGAAAGGUCGGAGAAGUACUGAUACCAAGAAAGAAUUAGUGCUUCCUAAAGAGCCAACAGCUAACAUUGCUGCACAAACAUUUACAUUUCGUGAGCUUGCUGCAGCUACAAAGAACUUUAGGCCUGAGUGCUUGGUUGGUGAAGGUGGGUUCGGGAGAGUUUACAAAGGCCGUCUUGAAAGCACGGGGCAGGUUGUGGCAGUUAAGCAACUCGACCGUAAUGGGCUUCAAGGGAAUAGGGAAUUUUUAGUAGAGGUUCUCAUGCUUAGCCUCUUACACCAUCCAAAUCUGGUCAACUUGAUUGGAUAUUGUGCUGAUGGAGACCAACGACUUCUAGUUUAUGAGUACAUGCCAUUGGGGUCUCUAGAAGAUCAUUUACAUGAUGUACCACCCGAUAAAGAGCCUCUCGACUGGAACACACGGAUGAAAAUUGCUGCUGGGGCGGCCAAGGGAUUGGAGUACCUUCACGAUAAGGCGAACCCGCCUGUGAUAUACAGGGACCUGAAAUCGUCCAACAUUCUUCUCGAUGAGGGGUAUUUCCCCAAGCUGUCCGAUUUCGGGCUCGCGAAGCUGGGACCAGUUGGCGACAAGACCCACGUCUCGACCCGGGUUAUGGGGACGUAUGGAUACUGUGCUCCCGAGUAUGCCAUGACGGGGCAGCUCACGUUGAAGUCAGAUGUGUAUAGCUUUGGGGUUGUGUUUCUUGAGCUCAUCACAGGCCGGAGAGCGAUUGAUAACACGCGGGCCGCGGGAGAGCAUAAUCUCGUUGCAUGGGCGAGGCCCCUUUUUAGGGACAGGAGGAAGUUCCCCAAAAUGGCGGACCCGCUGUUGCAGGGCCACUACCCGAUGCGCGGGCUCUACCAAGCCCUGGCUGUGGCUGCCAUGUGUCUCCAGGAGCAGGCCGCCACCCGGCCCCUCAUUGCUGACGUCGUCACAGCCCUUUCCUACCUGGCGUCCCAAACCUAUGACCCCAACAGUCCCACCCCCAAGCACAGGCACUCGAGGAAGAACACAUCAGACAGCAUGGACGCUCCUCACUUCGGCUCACCUUCAUCUGCCCACAAGAACUCGCCCGACUCCAGGAGGAAGGACUCGCCCGACCUGCGCAGGAUCGAGACCAGAGUUGGAUCCGGGAGCAGGCUGGGCCCGGUCGAUUCCCAGCUGGACAGCCCGGGAAGCUCGGGCCGGGCUGGGGAGACCCCCAAGAACCCGGAGAGAGCACGAGCAGUGGCCCUGGCCAAGGUCUGGGGCGAGAAUUUUCGGGAGAAAAAGAAGGGUAAUGCCACGGACAGCUUUGAUAGCACGAAUGAGUGA
This is a messenger RNA of Striga hermonthica, 1473 nucleotides long. NCBI's taxonomy places the organism in Eukaryota, Viridiplantae, Streptophyta, Magnoliopsida, Lamiales, Orobanchaceae. The record is from the annotation of a GenBank genome assembly.